ACAGCUUACAAUUUUCAAAAUCUCACUCAAAACGCGCUGAGUUGAAGUCCCGUCCCAACUAAGAAUCCUUGUAGUUUCAUUGAAUUCAAUAAGUGAUCAAAUGGCAGUAACAACGAACUCGAAUGGCAGAACAAGCACUGAGAUUUUGAAUCCAAAGAAAUGGAAUCACACUUCUCCAGAGAGAAACAUCAUUUGGAUUGAACCAAAGCCUAACAAUAAGGCUUUAAAAAGUGUUCCUGUUAUCUAUUAUAUCUCCAGAAAUGGACAACUUGAGCAUCCGCAUUUCAUCGAAGUUCCGCUCUUUUCCUCUGAUGACGGACUGUAUCUUCAAGAUGUGAUAAAUCGGUUGAAUUUUCUAAGAGGAAAAGGCAUGGGUUAUUUGUUCUCCUGGUCCUGCAAGCGGAGCUACAAAAAUGGAUAUGUAUGGCAUGAUUUAUCGGAGAACGAUUUGAUUCAUCCAACGAACGGUCAGGAUUACGUUCUCAAAGGAUCGGAGCUUCUAGAAACUUCAAUCAGUUCCCGAUUUUGUGAGAUUUCAUUACCUGAAUUGCAGAAAUCACCUUCUACGGAUGAAAAUCGUGAUUCUUCCUCUUCGUCGACUACGACGAGGAGGAGGAAUCAGUCGUGGAGUUCGUUCGAAAAUCCUCAACAAGAGUACAGAUUAGUGUACAAGUGUGAAUCAGGCAGAGAAAUCGCCGGAAAAUUCAUGUCGACGGCAGCAGCGGCCGAUGCGGCGACGCAGACGGAGGAGAAGCGGAGGAAGAAUGGGAAUAAGAUUGCGGAGCUGAGCAGAGAAGAUUCGUCUCCGUCUCCACCACCACUGUCGAUGUCUAGCUCCGACGGAAUGGACGGUGGGGAUGGAUCGAAGGGAGUUAGUGUUGGAGAUCAAACGGCUGAGAUUGAGUUUAGUAGUGGUAGAAUGAGUGCUUCUCAAGUUGUGAUGCAGCUUAUCACUUGUGGAUCUUCCACUUCAGCUGAUAAUUCCUCGACGGUAAAAUCAAUGAAGAAGUUGCGGAGUAAGAACUUUCACUAAGGAA
Messenger RNA from Solanum stenotomum, 1037 nucleotides. Its product is annotated as protein SOSEKI 5-like. The record is from RefSeq and is a predicted model, not a curated record. The coding region runs from base 101 to 1033 and encodes 310 amino acids. Lineage: Eukaryota; Viridiplantae; Streptophyta; Magnoliopsida; Solanales; Solanaceae. The transcript has 3 exons.